Tachysurus fulvidraco (yellow catfish) is the source of this 2680-nucleotide messenger RNA. Its product is annotated as gap junction alpha-3 protein-like. The coding region runs from base 638 to 1687 and encodes 349 amino acids. Gene Ontology annotation, cellular component: connexin complex. The transcript has 2 exons. Gene Ontology annotation, biological process: cell communication. NCBI's taxonomy places the organism in Eukaryota, Metazoa, Chordata, Actinopteri, Siluriformes, Bagridae. The record is from RefSeq and is a predicted model, not a curated record.
AGAAGUAGAAAUAAUAAUACUAAUAAAUAUUUCCUUUUCAGCCUCAACAAGCUCACACACGCGCGCGCACACACACACACGCGCGCGCACACACACACACGCGCACACACCUCGACAUGAAUGAAUGGGUGUGAUCCAGUGUUAGAGGCAGAGUUGGGGUCAGUAGUAUACUGUAGUGAGACCUGCUAUUUAAUCCAUCAUCAUUAUAGCACUUUGUGUGUGUGUGUGUGUGUGUGUGUGUGUGUGUGUGUGUGUGUGUGUGUGUGUGUGGUAUUUUCCCUGUAGAAGGGAGAAUAUAUUUAGCCAAAUUCUAAACACUUCCCUGCCAUCUGAUUGGUUGAGCCGCUGUCAGUCUACAUGAAGGAGGCAGCAUACGGUUUACAGUUCUCUCUAAGGGAUUGUGUUGUCUGCCAAAUUUAACCCUAACACACACACACACACACACACACACACACACACACACACACACACACACACACACACACACAACAUGUUUAUUGGCGGAUGGUUAUAGCUUGUAGUCACAGUUUUGUUGUUGCUCUGUGUUAAUGAGAGGUUUCAGCUGUGUGUAGAUGUGUGUGUUGGGACUCAUACUGGAUGUGAACAUAUAGUGAAGACUGUGUGUGGAUAGUCAGUCAUGGGUGAUUGGAGCUCAUUGGGGAAGUUGUUGGAGAGUGCUCAGGAACACUCCACUGUGGUGGGGAAGGUGUGGCUCUCUGUGCUCUUCAUCUUCAGGAUCCUGGUUCUGGGAGCAGCAGCAGAGAAGGUGUGGGGCGAUGAGCAGUCAGGUUUCACCUGUGACACCAAGCAGCCUGGCUGUCAAAAUGUCUGCUAUGACCGAACCUUCCCCAUCUCACACAUCCGGUUUUGGGUCAUGCAGAUCAUCUUUGUGUCAGUUCCCACGCUCAUAUACCUGGGACACAUCCUGCACCUGCUGCGUAUGGAGGACAAGCAGAAGCGUGUGGAUAAGGAUGGAGCUGGGAAAGCGGGAAAAGUAACAACAACCAUUCGGGAUGAACAGGGAAAGAUCAGGCUGCAGGGAGCUCUGCUUCGCACGUAUGUGUUCAAUGUCAUUUUCAAAACCCUGCUGGAGGUGGGCUUCCUGGUAGCACAGUACUUCCUAUAUGGCUUUGAGCUCAAGCCCAUGUACACGUGCAGCAGCUGGCCAUGUCCCAAUACAGUAAACUGCUACAUCUCACGCCCUACAGAGAAAACCAUCUUCAUCCUGUUCAUGCUAGCUGUAGCAUGUGUGUCACUUCUCCUAAAUUUGGUGGAGAUGUACCACCUUGGCUUCACCAAGUGUCGUCAGGGUCUCCGCUUUCGCCAUUCGAUCUCUGACUCUUCCUCCAAAACACCUAGUGAGGAAGCUGUUAUUCCAUUUGUUGCCAGUUACCCCUAUUACCCUGCCCAUGCCCCACCCCCUGAGCCUCAGUACAAACUCCCAGACACUGACGGCUCUUUUCCCGCGUACGGCAGUCGCUCCGCCCACAAACAGAACAACGAUAACCUUGCCGUAGAGCGCAUCACCACAGAGACCAAAGCUGACCCUGCAGAAACCAAACCUGAUGAAACCAGGGUGAAGAAAACCUCAAGUUCUGCCCCUGGAUCUCCGUAUUACCAGCGCAGGCCGAGCUAUGCUAGUCGCUAUAGCAACAAUAAGAGCCGACUGGACGAUCUGAAAAUUUAAGGAGAAGAAAAAAAUGAAAUAAAACCUAACAACCAACUAGUGAUACCACAAUACACACAGAUACACACACAUACAGAUACAAAUGCAAACAAACACACACACACAAACAAUAGACACAAAUACACACACAAUAGACACACACACAUACAUGAACUGCAGUGUUUCCUACGUAAAACUGUUAGCAUUUGCCACUACAGAUAAGGUUUGACAUGUGGCUAGUGUUAAAGUAAUUAGCUUUAAUACUGUACUUAAUGAUAAUGUACUAGGUGUCAUGUGUGAGUUGGUGACAGAUAAGUGUGAAUUUUUCUGUGUGAUUUAAGUGAUUAUUGAUUAUUAUUGUAAAAGUGAUGGGACUCAGAAGUCUCAUGAUGAAUGUGUGAUACUUUUUUAUUUUUAUCAUUGAGAAGAACAUAGAAAGAGACACUCAAACUGGCCUGCGGUCUCAGUUAGUGUUUACUCACAUGCUAGUGUUUAACUUAUCACUAGUGGAGAAACUCUAGCCUGUUUCACUAUUUUUUAGCACUUGACACAUUGUUAAUGUAUUAGCAUUAGCCUGUGUUUAUAUUCACUAACACCCGUCAGUGGGCUUCUUCAGUCCGACCAGAAUUUGAAACACACUACUAGCACUAGCAUUGCACUAAUUUACCAGAAUGUGCCACACUGCUAACAUGCUUUAUUAGCAUUAAAUCUAGCCUCCUAGCGUUAGCCCUGCUGCUAAUGUCAUUGUUAUUUUGCUAGCAUUUGUUUUUGUUGUAGUUUAUCAAUAUUUGUCACACUGCUAAUUUACGAGCCUUAGCAUUUCUCUGGUUUGUAAGAAACAAAGUUUGAACUUUUCUGGAUUUCCAUUUUUAGCUGUAAUGCGAGUGAGUGUAGAUUUUGCUAACAAGCUGUCAUUUGGUUGUUAAGUGUCUUAUUUUUUGGUUGUGUUUUAAUGAACUGAAUAUUAUUACUGUGUGUUACAACGUUUUUACUGUGUACUGUUGCUAUGGUAAC